Staurois parvus is the source of this 325-nucleotide messenger RNA. The record is from the annotation of a GenBank genome assembly. Lineage: Eukaryota; Metazoa; Chordata; Amphibia; Anura; Ranidae.
UGCUGCCUUUCAGUGCCCAUAAUUGACACCUGUCAGUGCCUCAUCAAUGCCACAUACCAGUGCCCAGCAGAGCACAUCAAUGCCACAUAGCAGUUCCCAUCAAUGCACAUCAAUGCCACAUAUCAGUGUCCAUCAGAGCUGCCUUUCAGUGCCAACUAUCAGUGCCAGUCAGUGCCGUCUAUCAGUGCCAUUCCAAUCAGUGCUGCCUAUCAGUGCCAGUCAGUGCCUCCUAUCAGUGCCCGUCAGUACCACCUAUCAGUGCCAUAUAUGAGUGCUGCCUUUCAGUGCCCACCAGUGAUGCCUGUCAAUGCUCUCAGUGCCACCU